Cryptomeria japonica (Japanese cedar) is the source of this 644-nucleotide messenger RNA. RefSeq lists its product as uncharacterized. The transcript is spliced from 3 exons. The record is from RefSeq and is a predicted model, not a curated record. The coding region runs from base 81 to 398 and encodes 105 amino acids. NCBI's taxonomy places the organism in Eukaryota, Viridiplantae, Streptophyta, Pinopsida, Cupressales, Cupressaceae.
UUUGCAGGAUAGAGUAAAGUUAUAUAACGGCAAGAGCAUUAGGAAGCAGAAAUCACAAUUGUUUGUGAUACUUGAUCAAAAUGAGCAUCAUCUGCAAUAUGUGGACUCGCAGGAUCGUCAACGCUAAUCCAGCUGUUGCCUGGAGAAAUGCAAGCAUUAUUCAUAGGAGAUAUGCCCAAGCAUUUUCAAAGGGAGAAAAUGGUAAAUUUACUCAAAUCUCAGGCACAAAGGAAAAUCCGAAAUCGAAAGAUGCUCCCACUAACUUGCAGAAGAGGUCGCACGCUACCUCCAUCAAAGGAGAAACUCAAAUGUUUUCUACUGUAAAAGGGGGCAGGAACCUCCUAAACCCAAACCAGAGACAGGAUCUCCUCCUGUUCAUAACUAGAAAAGAAAGCUGAGACAGGACAUUGGUUCAGGUUGGACUGCCAGCCACCAGGGAGCUUAUAUAUUACCUAGUAAAGAAAAUAGAUAAGGUGUCAUAAACGUAUGUUUUAAGUAUGGUAGUGAACUAUACUUUUCUCGGCCUUUUGGCUAAGAUAAGUAUGAUAGAGAAACUUAUGGAGGCGCUUUUGAUGCUUCCUCCAAAUUAAGCAUGUAACUUUACUAAUAUUUAUUUUUUUAUUAAGAUGAAUGGUUUAUUAAUA